Epinephelus fuscoguttatus (brown-marbled grouper) is the source of this 682-nucleotide messenger RNA. It is a transcript of the gene ppil1, whose product is annotated as peptidylprolyl isomerase (cyclophilin)-like 1. NCBI's taxonomy places the organism in Eukaryota, Metazoa, Chordata, Actinopteri, Perciformes, Serranidae. Gene Ontology annotation, cellular component: catalytic step 2 spliceosome. The transcript has 4 exons. The record is from RefSeq and is a predicted model, not a curated record. Gene Ontology annotation, molecular function: peptidyl-prolyl cis-trans isomerase activity. Gene Ontology annotation, biological process: protein peptidyl-prolyl isomerization; protein folding. Bases 122 to 622 code for a protein of 166 amino acids.
GCAACCGAAGAAGAAACUCCUCAUGAAAUGAAUGAGAUAAAUGUGUUAGCUGAUAAAUAGUUUACUUUUUAUUCAAACACGUUUGUUUGUAGAUCACUGAAGGCUACUGUCCAGAGUGAUAAUGUCUGGGAUACCUCUGGACACAUGGCAGCCGCCAACAGUGGCUCUGGACACGACAAUGGGGACGAUUGUGGUGGAGCUGUACUGGAGACAUGCACCAAAGACCUGCAAGAACUUUGCAGAGCUGGCCAGAAGAGGCUACUACAACAACACAAAGUUUCACCGAGUAAUCAAAGAGUUCAUGGUGCAGGGAGGAGACCCCACAGGAACAGGUCGCGGUGGCGCCUCCAUAUUCGGUAAACAGUUUGAAGAUGAGCUGAACCCAGAACUGAAAUUCACAGGUGCUGGUAUUCUGGCGAUGGCCAACGCAGGACCGGACACAAACGGCAGCCAGUUCUUCCUCACUCUCGGACCCACCCAGUGGUUAGAUGGAAAGCACAGUAUUUUUGGGAGAGUAUAUCAGGGGAUAGGAGUGCUGAACCGCAUUGGGAUGGUAGAGACGAACCCUCAAGAUCGGCCAGUCGACGAUAUCAAAAUCAUCAGAACUAAUGUAGCCAGUUAAACAAAUACUGAUUUUUUUACACUGAUUUUUUUUCUAAAUAAAUGUUUGUUAAAUGUUUCA